AUGACGCAAAGACUGUGGUUGGCCGAGUUUAUAGAAUUAUAUAGGAAUGAACCUUGCUUAUGGCAGAAUAAAAGUAAGGAGUACCAUGACCGAGAAAGGCAAUCAGCAGCUUACAAGGUAUUAUUAGAAAAAAUUAAAGAAAUUGACUCUACGGCAACUAUAGAUACAGUGAAAAGUAAAAUUAACACACUGCGUUGCACGUUCAAAAAAGAAGUUUUGAAAGUCAAAUCGUCACAAAGAUCAGGAUCUGGCAAAGAUGAUAUUUAUAUACCAAAGUUAUGGUAUUACGAUUUACUACAAUUUCUCACCGACCAAGAAGUACCACGAUCCUCAAGAUCAAAUAUUUCCAAGGAUGACGAAGAAACAAAUGACAAUGAAGACCUAGACUCUAGACCAGGUUCAUCUUUGGCUUCAAACCACUCUAAAUCUGACACAGGAAAUUCAGCAUCAUCGUCGGCACCACCUCACCAUCCGAGACCGACAAAAAGGAAUCUCAAUCAAACUUUAACCAAUGAGGUUUUAUUAACUGUACAGGAUCAUUUUAACCGUCCUGUACAGCGGGAUGAUCGUUUCGAUAUUUUUGGGAAAAACGUGGCAAUGAAGUUGAAGUUGCGUGAUCUUCCUAAAGAACAGCGCAUUUUAGCGGAAGGUAUUAUAAACGAAGCUCUAUUCUUAGCUGAAAUGGAUAAAUUGACUAUUGACCACAAAAUAUCGGAUCGAGCAACAAUACAACAAAUAAAUUCUAACACUGCAGAAUCACAGAGCAUACUUCAGCCAUACCUUUUAGACAACAAUACAGGAGCGGUACAAAUUUCAAUCCCUGAAAUAUCUAUACCUUUACAAGAAGUAAACACUGCGGCUUCAUUUUUAUCUCAGUACAUGCAAAAUGAAUCGUAG
This is a messenger RNA of Parnassius apollo (apollo), 897 nucleotides long. The record is from the annotation of a GenBank genome assembly. NCBI's taxonomy places the organism in Eukaryota, Metazoa, Arthropoda, Insecta, Lepidoptera, Papilionidae.